UAAAAUGGAAUCUUGUGUAACCAAAGAAGGAUUCCAGAUGACAUUGGAAGAGAAUGGCAAAUAUGUUUUACAGAUUAAUAAUCAAUUGCAAGAUAUAGACAAACGAUUAUUAAAUUUGAAUAGUAAGCUCGAAGGAGAUUAUGAGAUGCAUGAAGUUCUGGAUGACAUAUCUGAUAUAAAGAGCAUUUUAAAAAUACCAACUAGAAAACAAUUGGCUAGUCAAUUUGGAACUGAAAACAUUCAGUAUGGUGAAUAUCCACCUGAUAUGCAACAAGUUUUGGGAGCAGCAAUUAAUUUGGAAGAGCUGCAAACGAAAGUAACCGCAGUAGAAGAGCGGAUAGAACAAAUUGCAGAAUCUAACAAAGAAAUGCUGCGAAUGAGAGCCGAAGAAGCAAUCGCUAAUGAAGAGAAAAUGGCUGAAACAGAAGCUAUUAUCGAAAAUCUUUCUUUAUACAUGGAUACAGCAAAAGAAAAAAUGUCAGACUUUUACGAAUUGUUAAAUGUUUUAAAUAAAAAAUUGUAUAAUUUAACAGAGACCGUUACGGAAAUUGCAAAAAUUCAGGACGACAUGACGGAGGAGGGUAGAAAAAAUCUUCAAGAUGUUGAAGAUCAAUUGAAAGAAAUUUUUAAAGAAUUGAAAAAGCUUUCGAUUAUAAAUGAUAUACAAGUUCAUGUGGAAGAAAUUCGAAAUUAUAAAGCAGACAGAAGUGAAAUGAUAGAAGAACUUGAAAAAAAAGCCGAUAAGACACAACUAGACGAAAAAGUCAAUAAAUCGGAAUAUUUAACUUCCUGUGAAGAAAUAAAUUCAGGUUUCAACGACAUAAUCGCUAAAAUUUCUGGUCAAGAGCAAACAUUGGAAAGAACAGUACAAGAUUUAACUGUACUUGUGAACCAGAAACUCGAAAGAAAGGAAUUGGAUAAUUAUAAAGAAAAUCUGAAAGAACGACUGAAGACGAUUGUUACGAAAUUGAAGCAAUUGAAAGAAGCAGUAGAAGAAGGACCAAGUGCUGCGGGCGUUAAGCUACGGUGCAUAUCUUGCGAUAGACCACUAAGACCGAAUGAGAGAAAUGUUGUAAUAAGCGAUGGUAGCCAUAAUGCAACGAUGCCAAAACGCAUCGGAGAUCAAUUACUAGAAUGGUAA
Centruroides sculpturatus (bark scorpion) is the source of this 1141-nucleotide messenger RNA. RefSeq lists its product as uncharacterized. Bases 5 to 1141 code for a protein of 378 amino acids. NCBI's taxonomy places the organism in Eukaryota, Metazoa, Arthropoda, Arachnida, Scorpiones, Buthidae. The record is from RefSeq and is a predicted model, not a curated record. The transcript is spliced from 11 exons.